CUUUCGAUUGGUAUGAUAAUUAUCUAAAUUGGGUAGGAUUGAAGUCAGAUAUGACCCUAAAUAUGCCCGCGAGAGGAAUUGACGCUUUAGAAAUCCCAAACAGAAGAAUUGGCAAAACAGCAACAGCUCUCGUUAAAAAACUUUGUAGAGAUAACCCGGCAGAAAGGCUUGGUUCUGGUAGUGGAGGUGUUAAUGAUAUACGGAAACAUAGAUGGUUUAUGGGCUUUGAUUGGGAGGGGCUUAGAACGAGGACGUUGAAACCGCCGAUUAUACCUAAAGUCAGCAAUCCAGCAGACGUUUCCAACUUUGACAAUUACCCACCGGAUGAGGACAUUCCCCCAGACGAGUUUAGCGGCUGGGAUGAGGGUUUCUAA
Meloidogyne enterolobii is the source of this 374-nucleotide messenger RNA. NCBI's taxonomy places the organism in Eukaryota, Metazoa, Nematoda, Chromadorea, Rhabditida, Meloidogynidae. The record is from the annotation of a GenBank genome assembly.